UCAUACAACCGCACCAACUGUCAAAGGGUAAAAUUAGAAAAGAAAGAAAAGAUAACCAAAAAAGAAACAAAUUGUUUAACUAAUGUUUUGCACAAGAAAAACGAGUGAAAAUUUGUUAAACGCUUCGGCAAGCGCUUGCUAAAGGGUGAUUUCAACCAAUCCCGGCACCCGCACAUGAUGGCGACGGAGAUUGUGAAGGGAUACAACGAUCUGCAGCAGGAGCUGGACCGUGCGAGAUGUAACCUGAAGGGGUUAAACGAUAACAUUCGAAGAAUAUUUGGACGCGAUCCGGCCAAUGCUGAGCAGUACAACAACGGCCGGGACGAUGCCGGAGGACCAUACACGCCGAACGGAGGCAACAAAAAAGCUCCCGCCGUAAAGGAUUCACCGUACGAUUCCCGCAAGCGAAGCUCGGUCGGGUUCGACUCACCGCAUCAUGGGAUGGGACCACGCCGGGACCAUGGCCGAGCGUACCCCGAUCUUGGCCAAAAUCCAGCCAAACGCCGUGCCAUAGGAGAAACCAAGUCCGUUUUCAGUCGCCUGUCCGGGCCACCGAAUCGUGAUGUGGACUACGAGAAGCCGCGAAUCUUUUCCCGCGUCAUUAAGGAGCAACCGUCCAAGGAGGACAUUGUGGCGGCACAAGGUUCGGACGAACGGUCGCGUGCCCGCAAUCGGCGCAUCUUCGGGUCACUGUUGGGCACGCUGCAAAAGUUCUCCCAGGAGGAAUCGAAACUCAAGUCCAAAGAGGAGAAAAAAGCGAUGAUCGAAAAGAAGCUGGAGGAGCAGGAGAAAGCGGAACGGGAAAACAUGCUCAAGGAAAAGCAAUGCCUGUUUACGGACCGGAAACGGCAACAGCUGGAGAUUCGUGCGCUCGAAACGAAGGUGGCGAUGCUGAAGGCGCUAGAAAUGUGGGAAAACUCGAAACGACCGCUGCAGAACUUUAUCAAGACGAAAACGAACCCACCGAUCUACUAUCUACCAAAGCGGAUGAAUGCUGCCAUGGAAAAGAAGCUGGCCGAAUGUCAGCAGGAGCAACAGAAAAUGAUGGAAGAAAAGCGGCAAGAGGUGAUGGAAAGCAUCGAGGCAGUUGAGGCACGGUUCCGGGCGGACAUUAAAUCGCUGGAGGAAAACGAUACGAAAGAUCGUUCCCAUGGCGGUAGCUACGAACGGGUAAAGUCGUCUGGCAGCUUCGACGAGAGUAUGAUCGUCGGGUCCGGUGGCUCCAAGCACGAUCGAUCCAAGCUGGAAGAUGACGAGGAGGAUGAUGAUCCACACAGUUCGUACCAUUACGAACAGGACGAACCGCUCGAAGUGCCCGAAGGGCCAGCCUUACCCGCAUCGAUGGCGUCAAGGUUUAAAAUUACCAUCCUUAACACUGAGCAUAAGCAAGAUACCGUUGAACGACGGGAGAUGCCCGCCGAGGAAUCGAAACCCAUGCGGCUGCUGUCGACGGACAGCGUGGAGGUGGACGCAUCCGUCACAGAAAUGGAUGAAGAUUCGGAAGGUGUCAGCAGACGCAAGACCUCUCUCGAUCGUUCGAAAAAUAUUCAGAUCACGUUCCGAACGUCCGCGCCCGAGGAUAAUUGAUCGUACCGUGGGAAAACGGUACGUAGAAGAGGUACGGGAAGAAAUUAGGUUGCUUGUAAGUUCUUGCUGGUAUUCGGUUUAGCAGGAGCAGUGCAAUGCCGGUUGCUGAAGUUGAAAUGUUUUGUUGUAAAUUUGAACUUGAAUUCACUUAACUCUUUGAAUUUUUCUUACGAAAUGUCGUAUAAUUUCGGUCUAAAUUCGGACUAACUCAAGAAGGUCACAAAUAAUGUUUCAUAAGAUUUGCAAGCCAAGUUUAGGCAGGAAUGACCUUUCAAGUAUGGCGCUAGAACAAAUAAGUAAGAGAUACUUUGAUUUAAACCGAUUGGCAUUCGAAGUCGGGCCGAUUCGAAUCCUCUUUGUGGCUACCCGUCUCGCAUAAGCAGAAAUAAGAAGUGUAGGGUCAAAUUCGGAUUUUUGUUGUUGUUGGCUCUAGUUCAAAUAUUAGUUCCUAGGAAACUGAUCGUGCCAGCUCGACCAACAACGGCGUUGUACUGCAUUACUCCCAUACUAUUAGCAAAACGCAAGUGAAACAAACGGUGAAAGAGGGAACAACAGUCACAGUUCUCUAGUUGGUUAAAAUAUUAAACCGUUCGAUGCACGAGAAAAGGAUGGUAUCGGAACCCAUCACGCAGAGCCAUCACGAUUCAUUUAGACGGACCCUCCCCGUACGCAGCAAAACAUUUAGCUGAAUCGAAUUGUACAGCUUUGACACAAUUGUAUCGCUUGUGUAGUAGUGUAGAUGGUGAUGGGAGGUUCAAUUCGAACCUAUCGGGUCGGAACCAUCCGAACGAAGCGAUCCGGAAUCGUUCGGGUGGUAUCCCUAGUUCCAAUAAGUUCGGUCGGGUGGGUUGUCCCGAUAUCGUUACCUCCAUGGAUCGACCCGCAUCUACGCGUCGAACUCGCGUAUGCUUUGCUUCACCUACGGGUCGACCCGAACUCACUGAACCCACAGGUGGAGCUCGAUUCCUACAGGGACGAACUCGAUUCCGGGUCUAUCCGCGAAAAGAGCCGUAUGACCCAUCACUAGUGUGUAGCGUUUACCUUCGUAAGAUAGUGGCUAAGAACAUUAGAGGCGCAUAGGAAGAACCACUCAUCCCGAUGAUGAUUUGCGUGUCGGUACGAUCGAUCGGUAGUCCACGGCGAAUUGUGAGCGUAAUGCAGUAAGUAAGUAAUACUAUAAAAUAGCAUAUAAUAAACCGGUUUUCAUACUUCCCAUA
Messenger RNA from Anopheles stephensi (Asian malaria mosquito), 2804 nucleotides. It is a transcript of the gene Pnn, whose product is annotated as pinin. Gene Ontology annotation, cellular component: catalytic step 2 spliceosome. Bases 175 to 1587 code for a protein of 470 amino acids. NCBI's taxonomy places the organism in Eukaryota, Metazoa, Arthropoda, Insecta, Diptera, Culicidae. The record is from RefSeq and is a predicted model, not a curated record. The transcript has 3 exons.